AUGUCGGACUGCGUUUAUUUUUACACAAAACAUAUUGUGUCUCAAUCAGAGGAGAUGGCGUUGAUGGCGCCUUCUGGAUCACCGAUGAACAGAGGGGCUUUUGCUCAAGUCGUGUCCCACGAACAUAAUAUCGCUGUUGUAAAGUGGUUUGACAAUAAGUUUGUUUUAGCUGCAAGUACUUAUGUUGAAGCCCAUCCUGUACAGAAUGUAAUGCGGUACAAGAAAGAAGAAAAGAAGAAUGAUCUAGUCACAUGCCCAAAUUUAAUAAAGCACUAUAACGGAAAUAUGGGUGGAGUUGAUCUAGCCGACAUGCUAGUCGCUUUAUACCGUACUGAGUUGAAAGGUCAUCGUUGGUAUUUAGUAUUAUUUUCACAGAUUCUGGACAUCUGCAUCAAUAAUUUCUGGCUGCUGUAUCGUCAUGAAAACAGUGAUAAAUAA
Messenger RNA from Melitaea cinxia (Glanville fritillary), 438 nucleotides. Its product is annotated as piggyBac transposable element-derived protein 3-like. The record is from RefSeq and is a predicted model, not a curated record. Lineage: Eukaryota; Metazoa; Arthropoda; Insecta; Lepidoptera; Nymphalidae. The coding region runs from base 1 to 438 and encodes 145 amino acids. The transcript is spliced from 2 exons.